UCUGCUGCGAAGCGAAUGUCGACAUUAGAAAUAAUAGCAGCAAUAUGAGCAGGAAUUAGUGAUAUUAGAAUUAAAGCUGAGUAUCGUGGUUGUUUUAAUUGCCGUAUUCUUCGCGAGCAUAAGAAGAAUUAUUAUCGUAAAGCAGCGUAACGCGUUAAUUAAAUUCAUAAGUUCAUCCGAGUGUUACGAUUUUCCCACUUUUUAAUAUUUUUUUAAAGAGGGGACAGCGAUUAAAUAAUCAUCAAGGAUUACUCAAAUUCCAUAUAAUGAAGUAGACCUUCUUAAUCAGUUGCUUGUGAAAGUACGUAGAAUAAUAUACUGUUGUAAAAGCACCACUUUUGAAAAAAAAUAUUCGCUCAUUCAGUGCAUCACUAGACUACAUCGUGUGUGUGUCCUUUCAACCAAAAAAUACCUCUAUCUGCGUGAACCUUCGCUUUUUUGUACGUAUAAAUCAUCGAGUGUUCGAGUUCGAAAUCGAGACGAAGAAGUUACUACGCGAGUUAUUAAUUAAUUAAUUACCUAGUGUAUCGAUUUAAUAUGAUAUCUACAUCUCGUUCGAGUUUCAUCAGCUACGUAUUCAUCGUUUGAAACCCAUAAUUGCUCCUCAAUCUGCAGCUGUUGUAACAGUGUGGCAUUAAAAGCAGCAACACGUUCCAUAGAAAAGAAUUCAAUAGUCGAGUAUUAUUUUUCAUAUCGACGAAAUGGAAACUAAAAAAUGCGAACCAGCUUACGCUCGUCACCUUAUUUUGGACGAUGACAAGGAAAAAUUUGCUCUCAUGAAGUUUCGUAAACAGGUGGCAGAUUGUUUAACUGAAAGUUACCACGAUGAUCGAUUUUUACUCAGAUGGUUACGAGCCCGAAAAUUCGAUGUCGAUAAAGCCGAGCAAAUGCUUAGAAGAUCGUUAGAAUGGCGUAAAAAAUGGAAACUCGAUUGUUUAAAAAAUAUGGAAAUUCCGGAAGUUUUUCAACGUUAUUAUCCUCACGGAUUGAGUGGAUUUGAUAAAGAAGGUUCUCCAAUCAUCAUCGUACCUUUUGCCGGAUUCGAUAGUAAUGGAAUCCUGCACACUGUUAGUAAAAAAGAAAUGAUUACGGUUACUCUGAAACAAUUCGAAGAAUAUCUAGAUCUGGCUCGAGAACAAGCUAAUAAAUAUGGUCCGGCAGCUAUAAAGAUCACUUGCAUCAUUGAUAUGAUGGAUUUCAACCUGAAACAGUUCACUUUUCGCCCAGCUGCCGAAGUUGUCAUUAGUUUAAUUCAGAUGUACGAGGCAAAUUAUCCGGAAGUUUUGAAAACUUGCUUUAUCAUUAAUACUCCUCGCGUGUUUAUGUUCGCUUAUAACAUGAUAAAGAAGUUCCUGGAUGAGUACACGCUGGAAAAAAUUCAACUUUAUCGAACUUCGGAAACGAAUAAAGCUCGAACCGAGAUACUAAAAUUGAUCGAUGCUGACCAGUUACCAGUACAUUUUGGUGGUACCAUGACUGACCCGGAUGGAAAUCCUAAAUGUAUUACUAAGAUUAAUUACGGUGGAAAAGUUCCCAAAAGUUAUUACGUCAAAAAACGCGAUAUAAAUCGAUGCGAAGAAGUUUACAAUUCGACUGUAGUCAAAAGAGGCGACAAAUUCAAGCUCAAGUUUGUCUGUGAUGAAGAAAAAUCAUUCCUCAAAUGGAGUUUUUAUACCGAAGGAAAUGAUAUAAAAUUUGGCAUUGGUAAAGUACCCACAGCUGAUGAAAACAAACGUAUAGAUGUGAAUUCGAAAAGCGAUCAGUUCGAAUGGGAAAUACCUUUACAUAAAGUAGCCAGUCAUCAAAAUGAAGAAAUCGGAUUUAUCGAAUGUGUAGCAAAUUAUACCUAUCAUAUAAUUUUUGAUAACAGCUACAGCGUGGUAAGGAAUAAAAAAUUAAGUUACCGAGUUGCUCUCACGCCUCCUGUCAAGAGUAGCAUGUUAGCAGUCGAUGAAGAAUAAAUUUAUAAAUUUACCUCUGCAAAAAUGGUGUCGGGUUUGUUCGAAACAAAAAUGAAAAUAAAAAUCUUCAAUUUCACUAUCAACAAAAGUUUACCCCGGUGAUAAUGUGAUAAUUUUUUAAACCAAUUUUUGAAUACUCCUUUCUGAUAAGACUGUAAUUUUCUAUCGUUUUGUAUGCGUUCCAUUUUUAAUUCAUUUAUUGUGUUAUUUUUACCGCAUAUGUGUUAUUUAUUUAAUACAUUUUUUUGCAAAAUGUUU
Messenger RNA from Planococcus citri (citrus mealybug), 2219 nucleotides. RefSeq names its product SEC14-like protein 2. Gene Ontology annotation, cellular component: cytoplasm. NCBI's taxonomy places the organism in Eukaryota, Metazoa, Arthropoda, Insecta, Hemiptera, Pseudococcidae. Bases 702 to 1961 code for a protein of 419 amino acids. The record is from RefSeq and is a predicted model, not a curated record. The transcript has 10 exons.